Bombina bombina (fire-bellied toad) is the source of this 933-nucleotide messenger RNA. It is a transcript of the gene OLIG3, whose product is annotated as oligodendrocyte transcription factor 3. The record is from RefSeq and is a predicted model, not a curated record. The coding region runs from base 133 to 933 and encodes 266 amino acids. The transcript has a single exon. NCBI's taxonomy places the organism in Eukaryota, Metazoa, Chordata, Amphibia, Anura, Bombinatoridae. Gene Ontology annotation, molecular function: protein dimerization activity.
GCUAGAAAGAAAAGCAAAGCAGAAAAUAAACAACCUGAGCAAGAAAAAGGGGCAGCAUACUUAAACCCUCCUGACACUCAGAGAUUGCUUUUGAGUUUGCAGAGCUGGAUAAAGUUUCUUAGCCGAAGUACAAUGAAUUCUGACUCAAGUUCCAUGUCCAGCAGAGCCUCUUCACCCGACAUGGAUGAGGUAUAUCUCAGAGGGCACCACCAUCAUCAUCACCUCCAUGACAGCAGGUUGAAUUCUGUGUCAUCCACCCAGAAUGACUUAUUGCAGAAGAUGUCAGAAGAAGUUCUAUCCAGACACAGUUCCAAAGGCGAGAGUGAUAGCAGCAAGUAUAAAAUAAAGAAGCAACUUAAUGAACAGGACCUGCAGCAACUCAGGCUGAAGAUUAAUGGCAGGGAACGCAAAAGGAUGCAUGAUUUGAACCUUGCCAUGGAUGGGCUGAGGGAAGUCAUGCCCUAUGCACAUGGUCCAUCAGUUCGAAAACUCUCCAAAAUUGCUACUCUACUGCUUGCCAGAAACUACAUCCUGAUGCUCACCAGCUCUCUAGAGGAAAUGAAGCGUCUCGUUGGUGAGAUCUAUGGUGGGCACCACUCUGCAUUCCACUGUGGAACAGUAGGACAUUCUGCGGGUCAUCCUGUGCACCCACCCAGUACAGUUCAUCAAAUGCAUCCAAUUCUGGGAAGCGCAUUGACAUCUAACACCCCCUCCGGCCUGUCAGCAUCCCUACCAGGAAUUGGCAGCAUCCGUCCUGGACACUCUCUACUAAAAACUCCAUCCACUCCUCCUCUUGCAAUUGGCAACAGCUUCCAGCACUGGGCAGGUCUCCCUUGUCCUUGUACCAUAUGCCAGAUGCCACCACCACCACAGCUAUCAGCACUCUCAAACAGCGUCAGGAUCUCUACAGAACCCAAAGACUUACUAAAGUAA